This is a messenger RNA of Papilio machaon (common yellow swallowtail), 820 nucleotides long. RefSeq names its product integrin beta-6. The transcript has 3 exons. NCBI's taxonomy places the organism in Eukaryota, Metazoa, Arthropoda, Insecta, Lepidoptera, Papilionidae. The record is from RefSeq and is a predicted model, not a curated record. Bases 127 to 690 code for a protein of 187 amino acids.
UAUAUUUACGCAAUCAUCCGCAAAGGUUAUCGUUUUCAAUAUAAGACGAACAACAUGUCACGGCUAUGUAUAGUUAUCAAGCAAUCUAGCAAAAGGAAACUAUAAUCGUAGAGUUGAAUUUAAACAAUGUUUAAUACAGCAAAAUUAGUUUAUUUGAAUUUGGGGGUUGUAUUCAUUACUGUAUCAAUAGUAACGGCGAAAAUUCGGUACCCGUUUGUUUUAGAUCAGCGUUUCGUUUGCAAUAUAAAGCAGUCUUGUGUAGAAUGUUUAAAAUUAACUCAUUGUUCUUGGUGCGUAACUAGUAAUAGAUGUUUUUCGAAGGAACUUCCAACAUUUACAGAUUUUUGCAAGAAUGAUACUAUCAAUUACAAAGAUAACGGAUUCAGUAUAGAAGAGAACGCGGAAUGCUCUUGCGGGAGUAGCAUAGUGGACAACUGUCGACCGCCUGAGCUGAAAGAGGGCGAUGUGUGCUCAGGCAGAGGUAGUUGCGUGUGUGGCCGCUGUAUUUGCAACCCAAACCCAGACCCUGAACACCCUACUAAGACUAUUGUUGGGGAAUAUUGCGAUUACGAUAAUUUCUCGUGUGUCGGCCGUCAUUGUAACGAAGGACCCUAUCCUCUGAGCCAAGCGAAAAACGAAGAGAACCCUAAUGCAGCAGAUGUUGAACAGCCGUCAGAAGUAACUAAUUAAUUCCUAUAAGUUUCUUUUACAUUUACAUUAUUUUCAUAAAAAAGUAAAUUUCUGGCACUGAAACUAGACUGUAGACAUAAUGUUUAGCAAAUAUACACUUAAAUAAACAAAACACAUUUUUAAGUUUAUA